Nannizzia gypsea CBS 118893 is the source of this 2889-nucleotide messenger RNA. RefSeq lists its product as hypothetical. Gene Ontology annotation, cellular component: spindle pole. The record is from RefSeq and is a predicted model, not a curated record. Bases 1 to 2889 code for a protein of 962 amino acids. Gene Ontology annotation, molecular function: protein binding. The transcript has 2 exons. Gene Ontology annotation, biological process: establishment of meiotic spindle localization; spindle organization; mitotic cell cycle. Lineage: Eukaryota; Fungi; Ascomycota; Eurotiomycetes; Onygenales; Arthrodermataceae.
AUGGAGUACCACUAUCUUGACGCAACUCCUUGCCCGGUUACAUGGAAUCGAAAUGAUGCUAAAAUCCCUAUACUCGAGGACAUCCUCGAUUCAUACGAUGACACGGCAGAUAUCGAUUUCAUGGCCGAGCUUGGGUCAUUGAACUCGCUUGCAAGAGAAAAACUGCGUCGAGCCAGAACUGCUACUGCGUUUAAGAUACAUGAAGAUGCCGGGAGUUCAGGUGAUAGCCACGGUGGACGAAAGACAUUAUGCAGGGAAUCUUCCAUGUUCUCACAGCCGGCACAACGAUUUCCACGGUCGGCCAGAGCACCAGUUGGGAGGCUGUCUUCACCAAAGAUGCCCAUGAAGAAGCAAUUGGAUCAGUUCAAAGAAAAUCCCCUAGAUGAAAAUCCUAGGCCUGUAAAAUCUCCCCAUGCCAUGCAGAAGCCCGUGAAAGAACAAAAGACGAAGAAAGAGGGCCGUUCCAUAAGAGAUAAAAGGCGGAACACAAUAUAUAUUCCUCCAGAAGAUGAUACCACAAUGGCCACCAUUUUUAUGGAUGCAUUUAGCCCCUUAAAAACACAGGAUUUCGGCUGCCAGGAGCUCAGUUAUAUCGAAGCUCAGAUCUUGAAGAAACGAAAACAGCAAAAGCCGAAAUCCCCAGCUCAUCAACGCCAGCCAUUAGAGGUCCCGAGUAGGAUUAUGCAAGAAUCGGUAGACCAGCCUGAUGUGAUGGGGAAGAAUACUGGAAAGGAAAAUGUCCCUCCUGGGAAACUAGAGGGCAGCAUUGCCGAAGUUACUGGAAAGGAAGAUGCCCUGGUAGGCUCAUCAGCCCAGCCGAUGAAACUUAGAUCUGUCAAUAGCCCUCGACCUAGGCCUUCAUUAUCCAAACAAAAACCACUGGAAUCAAAGCCACCUGUAUCAAGGGCAACACAUGGCCGCAGUUCUGUACGGCGGAUAACAUUUCAAGAUAUCCGAAACCCUCAAGCCUCGCUAGCAACAAAGCAACGAAAAGAGUCAAAGGAAGAAGACCUACCCUUGAACACUACGUUAUCACUUAAUCCUAUUCCGAAACGAAAAUCACCUUCGGAGCUACUACUCUCUCUACCCUCAGCUCCAAAAAUAGAGAUCAAAUACCCAGCACUGCUUGUAAACCUUGCAGACCCCUUGCUUCACGAGGAGACUUGGCUAUCUCACCAAGAGGCAGUCAUUACACAGCUUGUGAACACCCUUCUUGAUACAGCAAAUGGACAAUGUAGCACCCAAGGCCAAAAUCGCCUAAAACAGCAACUGUUCGACUUAUAUCAAGACACGUACUUCACGUUGCUCUCUAAGCGUGUACAAGCAUCCCUUCUUUACGGUGAUUUACGUGCCACAGAGGACCCUACUGGCAGAAGACGCCGACUAACAACCGAUGCGCGCCUCCGUCGCGCAUUCCGAAAAUUUUGGACCGAUACAUACGACAUUUUUGCCCUCCAGGCAGCGGCAGAGGUUGUCAUCGGAAAAGAGGUAGGCCACAGCUUUCAUGGUGGAAAUCUUUCGGCCAACCCGCAAAUAUCUAUUCACGAGGAAGACAAAGAGGCCAGCCGAGCCGUCGAGUUGUUUCUCGAUGCCAUGCUCAUAAAGAAUGAGGAUAUGAGUCAAGAUGCUUCUACCAAGCCUAGUGAGUGCGGUGACGUGGUCAAGGGAUAUCACAGAACGGCCUUUCGAAGUAUAAUGAUAAUUGCUCUUUUGGAUAAGGCAAGGAUGGCACCUGAUACAGCGUUACCACGCAACCUUUUCAAACUAGACUCGGAAUACACAUCAUCAGCAGCAGUGAUGCGGGCUUUGGGACCAGUGCUUCUUCACCCCCAGACAGAUAUUACCCGGCCCCUUGCUCGUCUAGAUUGUUCAUUGGUGUACAAGCAGCAUUCGCUGGGAGAAUAUAAUUACCACAUCAAUAAUAUUGCGGUGGAUAUUAGAGAUGGGGUUAUUCUUACCCGGUUGACCGAAUUGCUCCUACUCGAGCAUUUCCCUGAGAGGUUUCACACAAAAGAAAAGGAAGGACGGCCACUAUCAGGCCAGCUUAGGAUGCCAUGUAUAAGCCGGGCAAAUAAGGUCCACAAUGCGCGUGUCACAUUAUCUGCCUUGGCAAAGGAUUUCCCCAGCAUCGGGGCAACUAUAGGUGGUAUCAAGCCGGAGGAUAUCGUGGACGGUUACCGGGAAAAGACUAUAGCCUUGCUCUGGAUUAUUGUUGCUAAAUGGGGACUUUCAACUCUGGUUGACUGGGAUGAUCUCAAGGGGGAGAUAGUCCGGUUGGAGAAGAAGAUUAGUAGGCUCGCCCGGAAGGAAACCAGUCUUCCUCCGUGUCAUGAGCAGGCAAUAAUGACAGACACAGCAGGAUGUCAUUCAUCCCUACUCCACCGUUGGGCAUCAUGCCUAGCAAGACUGAGAGGGUUGGAGGUUUCAAACCUGACCACAAGCCUUGCUGACGGACGGGUAUUCAUGAGCAUCCUGGAUGAAUAUGAACAGUUCAUUCGUCCUACCGAUGGUAGUAUCAAGGCCGAUACUAUGGAGGCAUCAACUACAACACCACCGCCAAGCAAAGCCCGAACAUCAUCAUCAACGAGCAAUGAAUCAGCCUUGAAAAGACGUCUGCUCGCGCUCGGAUGCAGUAGUCAAUUCGCACUUAUAUCCCAGCGAUCAACAUCGCCAUCGUCAUCCUUGAUAUCAGCAGCACAGGCACCCCCAUCUUCAUCCACCCACACCCACACCACCACUGAAGAAGACUCCAACAUGACAGCGCUUGCAUUCCUGAGUUCCCGACUCCUCUCGGCAUCUAAAUACGGUCGGGCAGCGGUGACGAUCCAACGCGCAUGGCGUCAUAUGCUUGCCACCAGGCCUGUCAUUGACGGGCAGCAGAAGCGCUAA